Molecule: messenger RNA, 438 nt
Organism: Paraglomus occultum
Lineage: Eukaryota; Fungi; Glomeromycota; Glomeromycetes; Paraglomerales; Paraglomeraceae
Source: the annotation of a GenBank genome assembly
AUGGACUCGUACCCAGAAACAAAACAAACUACAGAAGGUGUGUCGCAACCGUCGCAGUAUGAACCGCAACCCGCAAUGAGUGUACCCCAAGAGCAAUCACAUGUUGUUGUGACUAGUCGUCAAGGACGUUGGAAAGCUGACCUAUUCGACUGCUUCGCUGUCCCCGGACUCUGCAUCAAAACCUGCUGUUUGCCUUGUGUCACAUACGCCGAAAUCAAAGAGAAAAUGAGCAACAACUUGGGUUUUCGCAUAAAUGCUUGGUGCCACUUUUGUGCAUUGUGCGCAGGCUUUGCCUGUUGUCUUGAGACUAUGACACGCGCUGAAAUUCGUCAGCAACAAGGAAUCAAGGGUGAUUUUACCGAAGACGUUUGUACACAUUGUUGGUGUGGAUGUUGUGCUUUGGUCCAGGAACACCGUCAAUUCUAUGAUGACGAAUAA